UAGUUUACACCACUGAGGAGGGUGCGGCAGAGCAUCUAUCCCCUUCUCAUGUAAUGGGGUAAGGGCCAUCCCAAGGACCCCGGAAUGCACGGAAGGUUGCACUGUGGUAGUGGGGGAACAGGAAGUUCCCGGCAGGCGGGCACCAUUCUUCACAAUAAGGAAAGCGCCAGAACGGUGCAGUCAAGAAGAUAACCUUUGUGUCCGUUUCAAUUGACUACUACAGGCCGACUCAGAUUAAGUCUGAGGCUGGUAACAUCAACAGUGAGGACAAACACAGCCUGCCUCUCUCCUUCUACACUGAGUUCAAACCUACAGUCACUGGGUACUGAUUGUGACAGUGGAGCCCAGUUUGCACCGCAGGAUCCAGAGAUGGCAUCAGUGAAGCUGGAAGACUGCAGUCAAACACUGGAGCUGAAUGUCAACAUUAAAGAUGAAGAAGAGGAGGAGAAGAUUGGGAAAUCUGUUUCUUCUGGCCGACUUAGAUUAAGUCUGAGUCCGGUGACAUCAACAGUGAGGACAGACCCAGCCUGCCUCUCUCCUUCCACACUGAGUCCAAACCUACAGUUACUGGGUACUGAUUGUGAUAGUGGAGCCCAGUUUGCACUGGAGGAUCCAGAGAUGGCAUCAGUGAAGCUGGAAGACUGCAGUCAAACACUGGAGCUGAAUGUCAAUAUUAAAGAUGAAGAGGAGGAGAAGAUUGGGGAAUCUGUUUCUCAUGGAGACCAUGUUGAGACAUUCUCUACAUCCAGAGAGCAACAGCAGGAAGAUCACAGAGCUAAGAGGUCUCACCAAUGCCCACAUUGUGAGGAGAUUUUCCCAAUUCUAUCAAAGUUAAAAAUACACCUAAAAAUACACACAGGAAAGAAUAUGUAUUUUUGCACUGACUGUGGGAAGAAGUUCACAACAUCAAAGGCUAUGACAGUUCAUCAGAGAGUACACACAGGAGAGAAGCCUUACUCUUGCUCUGACUGUGGAAAUAGUUUUUCUCGACUGGGCGACCUAAAAAUACACGAACGUAUACAUUCAGGAGAGAAGCCUUACUCCUGCUCUAAUUGUGUAAAAUGCUUCACAACAUCAGGCAAGCUAAAAGUUCAUCAGAGAACACACACAGGAGAGAAGCCAUACUCCUGCUCUGACUGUAGGGCGAGUUUCUCUCAAUUGAGCCACCUAAAACAGCAUGAACGUAUACACACAGGAGAGAAGCCUUACUCCUGCUCUGACUGUAGGAAUAGUUUCUCUCAAUCGAGCCACCUAAAACAACAUGAACGUAUACACACAGGAGAGAAGUCUUACUCCUGCUCUGACUGUGGAAAGUGCUUCAUAACAUCAUCUGAGCUUAAAGUUCAUCAGAGAACACACACAGGAGAGAAGCCUUACUUCUGCUCUGACUGUAGGGUGAGUUUCUCUCAACUGGGAAACUUAAAACAACAUGAACGUAUACACACAGGAGAGAAGCCUUACUCCUGUUCUGACUGUGGGGCGAAUUUCUCUCAACCGUGCAACCUAAAAAAUCAUGAACGUAUACACACAGGAGAGAAGCCUUAUUCCUGCUCUGACUGUAGAAAGAGUUUCUCUCAAAUGGGCCACUUAAAAAGACACCAAAGUAUACAUAAAGGAGAGUGGCCUUAAUAGUGCUGACUGUGCAAAAUGUUUUAAAUCAUCAGCUGAGCUAAACGGUCAUCAGAGAUCACACACAGGAGAGAAGCCUUUCUUCUGCUCUUAAUGUGGCAAGAGCUUCUCCCGAUUUGGGCAAUGUAAAAACACACCAAUGGCUACACACUUGAGAGAAGCCUCAUCCUUUCUUUCAAACCAGCUGAGAUUAGUCACCACUUAAUUCUCAUCUCAUAAAAUAAUUGGCAACGUUGAAUUGGAUCAAAUGAAGAAAGUGUAGAACACUCUAUUGUAAUCCUAUAGUUUCUCACUGUGAGAGAACAAUGCAGAGGACAGGGGGCGUUAUAGAAUGUUACCCUCUCUUUACUGAUCAGUGUGCAUCUUGUCAGUUUUGCUGUGUUCUUUUUAGCUUCUACUGUUUUUCUUCACAUUUUCAAACAGCCAUUUAAAUUUUCCAACUGAGCUAUACAUGUGGGUGAGGUUUUUUUCUCGCCUGAGUAGCCUUGUUUCACUGCCAAAAAUACAAUUAAACCAUCUAGUGUUCAGCAAAAUAACAACACAAUGUCAAAUACAGGUAGCCUAGUCAAAUAAUUUACAUCCAAUCACGUUAACCGUUACUCUCUUGCGGGAAUUCCACUAACGGUCCGUAUGUAGCCAAACGUAGCUGCGUCUCAUUCCUUUUGCUCAAAUUGAUUAAUGGUUAAAAAAAAGUAAGGCCCGCGUCCAUGUUGACACAUGGUAGUACUACUACCAGCAGUACUACACCUGCACCUGUCGAUUACACAACUCGUGUCAGCUUCCACGAGCACAUCAAUGCUAGCAUCAGUACUUCUACAUGUUUUGUUAGCCCAGCUUGCAUGGACACUGACAGUUGUGAAUCUGAUGCAGCCAAAGAGCUACUGCCCCUUUAUCGGGGAAAGCACUGAAUAACAGACAGGGAUGUUGGACCAUCGAAGAGGUGCACAUAUGAUGAACUACAUUGAUUUGGGGUUCACUUCUAUUGGGAAUAAUGACUGUCCUCAGCCACAGUGUGUUUAUAUCUCACAACUCAAUGAAACCUUCACUCUUAAGCAGACAUUUAGAAAAAAACAUGCCAAUUUGAAAAAUAAGUCACAGGAGUUUGAGCGAGAAUUAAGACGACUUUCGAGUAGUAGGACAUGUAUAAAAACAACAGAUACCAUUAAUAAGAAGGGGCUAGAAACGUCUUAUACGGUGAGCUACCGAGUGGCUAGGACAGGCAAACACCAUACUAUUGUGGGGGACUUCAUUCUUCCUGCUUCCGCAGAUAUGUCUGGGGGAAAAUGCCCCAAAAAUUAUAGUUUCACGAUGCAUCAGUGACAUGCAGGAGAUGUUUUGAAACAAUUACUGCUUCGCAUACAAGCCAGUGAAUUAUAUGCGUUACAGCCGGAUGAGUCAACAGACGUGGCGUGCAUGGCACAAUUCCUUGUAUAUGUCCAUUACGUUUUUUGGGGGGUCAAUUAAGGAAGACGUCCUCUUCUGGAAACCAGGACAACAGGAGAUUAUAUUUUUAAAGUACUGGACAGCUUUGUGACAUCAAAUGGACUUUGGUGGUCAAGAUGUGUUGGUAUCUGUACUGAUGGCGCGAAAGCCAUGAUAGGGAGACAUCGUGAAGUGGUAACGCGCGUACAAGUAGUUGCUCCCGACGCUACUUGGGUACACUGCAGCAUCCACCGAGGGGCUCUUGCUGCCAAGAGAAUGCCUGACAGCUUGAAAGAUGUUUUGGACACUACAGUGAAAAUGGUUAACUUUGUUAAAGCAGGGCCCCUGAACUCUCGUGCAUUUUCUGCACUAUGCAGUGAUAUGGGCAGUGACCAUGUAACGCUUUUACAACAUACAGAAGUGCGCUGGUUAUCAAGGGGCAAUGUAUUGACAUAAUUUUCACUUGUCUGACCGCUUGCAUGAUGAGUUCCUCACACGACUGGCCUAUCUGGGUGAUGUUUUUUCUCGGCUGAAUGAUCUGAAUCUAGGAUUACAGGGACUCUCCGCAGCUAUAUUCAAUAUGAUGGACAAAAUUGAGGCUAUGAUUAAGAAGUUGGAGCUCUUCUCUGUCUGCAUUAACAAGGACAACACACAGGUCUUUCCAUCGUAUGAUUUUUUUUUUUUUGUGAGCAAAAACUCAAGCUUACGGACAAAUGUCAAAUGUGAUCUUGCGAAGCACCUGAGUGGGUUGGGUGUGCAAUUUACACAUGUACUUUUCUGAAACGGAUGACACAAACAGCUGCAUUCAUUAUCCUUUUCAUGCCCUGCCUCCAGCCCACUUACCAAUAUCUGAUCAAGAGAGCCUCAUCAAAAUUGCAACAAGAAACAAACAAGUUCUGUGAAAAUGGAAUUUAAUCAGAAGCCACUACCAGAUUUCUGGAUUGGGCUGCGCUCAGAGUAUCCUGCCUUGGCAAAUUGCGCUGUUAAGACACUGAUGCCCUUUGCAACCACGUACCUAUGUGAGAGUGGAUUCUCGGCCCUCACUAGCAUAACAACUAAAUACAGGUACAGACUGUGUGUGGGAAAUGAUUUGAGACUCUCUCCAAUACAACCCAACAUUGCAGAGUUAUGUGCAUCCUGUCAAGCACACCCUUCUCAUUAACCCGUGGUGAUUUAUUCACAAUUUUCAAUGAACAAGUAAGGUUUUAUAUGUAAGAUGGUUAAAUAAAGAGCAAAAUGUAUUAUUAUUUGUGCCCUGGUCCUAUAAGAGCUCUUUGUCACUUCCCAUGAGCCGGGUUGUGACGACAACUCACAAUAAUUUCUUAUGUUUAAUAAAUGUAUAGUGUGUGUGUGGCUUACAAUAUUUGAGAGUGCGCUGACCCUGGUGCUAGAGGGGGUACGCAGCUGGAGGUUGAAUGUUUGAAGGGGUACGGGACUAUAAACAUUUUGGGAUCCACUGGUCUAGAUAGUCCCGGUUUCUCCUGUGUCAUGCUGAUGGGGAGACCAGGGUAUGGAGAAAACCAUGAGUACAUGCAUCCAUGCCGUGUGUCAGCAUUGCGGGCUGGUGGUGAUGGUGCGGGGUGAGUUUUCAGGGCACACAUUGGGCCCCUUGAUAAAAGUGGAGCAACGUUUUAAUGCCACAGGAUGUCUAAACAUCAUUGCCAAUCAGGUGCGUCCCUUUAUGGCAGCAAUGUAUCCAGCUGCAAAUUUAUGUUUUCAGCAGGAUUAUGCCCCAUGACACAAGGUUUGUCCAGUAAUUGUUCCACGAACAUACGUGAAUUCAGUUUACUGCAGUGGCCUGUCGAGUCACCAGAUCUCAAUCCAAUUGUGCAUCUGGGAGGAGAUGGAAGGAGCUAUUCGGAGUAGAAAUCCACUCCCAGCCAACCCGACACAACUGUGGGAAGCAUUGGAGUCAUCAUGGCCCAGCAUCCCUGUGGGUUUCUUUCCACACCAGGUGGAGUCCAUGGCCUGACGAAUUGAGGCUGUUCUGAGGACAAAGGGAAUAGCAACUCAAUAUUAGGAAGGUGUUCCUAAUGUUUUGUACACUCAGUGCAAAAGGAAAGUGUUCAGACCCCUGGACUUUUUCCACAUUUUGUUACGUUACAGCCUUACAUUUUAUUAUUGUAACAGUCCUGACCUGUUUUAUGUUGUUUUUUAUGUGUUUAUGGUCAGGGCAUGUUUUUGGGUGGGCAGUCUAUGUUAUCUGUUUCUAUGUUGGUUGUGGUUGCCUGGUAUGGCUCUUAAUUAGAGGCAGGUGUUUUGCGUUCUCCUCUAAUUAAGAGUCAUAUUUAGGUAGGGUGUUCUCACUGUUUGUUUGUGGGUGAUUGUCUCCUGUGUCGUGUCGAUGUAUGUACCAUACGGGACUGUUUGGCUGUUCGUUUUCGUUUCGAUGUCGUCUGUUUCCUGUCCGUGAGUUUACGUGUAGUUAUGUAAGUUUAUGUUCAGGUUUCGUCAACGUCGUUUUCUUGUUUUGUAAAUUUGAAAGUGUUUUGUGUUUCGUGUUGCCAUCGUCGUAUUUAAAAUAAAAGAUGGCUUAUUUCCCUGAAGCUGCAUUUUGGUCUGAAGAUCCUUCUCUCCUCACCUCGUCCGAGGAUGAGGAGAGAGACAGCCCUUACAAUUAUAUUUAAAUUUUAAAUAAUCCUAAAUCUACACACACACCCAUAAUGACAAAUCGAAAACAUUUUUAUUGUUGUUGCAAAUAAUAAAUAAGUAUUCAUA
Molecule: messenger RNA, 5769 nt
Organism: Salvelinus fontinalis (brook trout)
Lineage: Eukaryota; Metazoa; Chordata; Actinopteri; Salmoniformes; Salmonidae
Product: zinc finger protein 501-like
Exons: 4
Coding region: 370-1629 (419 amino acids)
Biological process (GO): regulation of transcription by RNA polymerase II
Molecular function (GO): DNA-binding transcription factor activity, RNA polymerase II-specific; RNA polymerase II cis-regulatory region sequence-specific DNA binding
Source: RefSeq, a predicted model, not a curated record